AUCAGCAGACACACAGCCAACAAUGAGAAUGAUUUUGACGAGACGAGCAGGACGGCUCUCCUUCAAGCUUGCUGCCCUGAUGGCCACCCUGUUUAUAUCCUACCUGAUUGGCACGGGUAACUGGAAAGCAAACUCCAGCAGUAAGACUCUCAAUUUUACUCAACUGGGCUACGACGAUGAAAACAGGCCAGAGAAGGCGUGCAACUGCCAGGCCAUAUUGAAGGGUGACCGUGAGGCACUCGCGGAGGCAAAGUUAUUAAACCUGGGCAAAACCUUCCGCAAACAAGUCCAAGUUCCGGACCAAUUUUACGUGAAUGCCAGCAAAGACUGCAUGAAAUAUAGGACGAGCCGGAAGUAUCUUACAUUCCCCCUAAGCCAGGAAGAGGAAGACUUUCCCAUUGCUUACUCCAUUGUUCUCCAUCACAAAAUGCAGAGCUUCGAACGUCUCCUGCGGACAAUCUACGCUCCCCAGAACGUCUAUUGCAUCCACGUAGACCGGAAGGCGGCGCCUUCGUUCUUCGCGGCCGUCUCGUCUGUGGCCUCCUGCUUUCCCAACGUUUUCCUGGUCAGCCGGCGCGAGUACAUGAUCUAUAACGGUUGGUCCCGGGUCCAGGCUGACCUCAACUGCAUGGCCGAGCUGAAUGCCAGCAGCGUGCCGUGGAAGUACUUCCUCAAUCUCUGCGGGCAGGACUUUCCGCUUAAGACGAACCUGGAGAUAGUGCGAGCGCUGCGGGCGCUCGACGGCCGCAACAGCCUGGGGUCGAUACCCAUGCCCUGGGAUAAGAAGUGGAGGACGGAAAAGGUUUUCAAGGUGGUGAAAGGAAAAUGGAACACGAACGGGACUAAGAAAACAGGACAACCGCCCUUCAAGCUCUUUUCAGGGAACGCCUACAUAAUCGUGACGAGAGGAUUCAUCCAAAGCGUUCUGGAGGACCGACGCAUCCAGGUCCUCUUGGAAUGGGCCAAAGACACCUUUGACGCUGAGGAGAUGGUGUGGGCGACCAUUCAGCGUAUACCCGGCGUACACGGCUCCACAUGGCCCCACUCCAAGUACGACAUUGGCGACCAACACGCCAUUGCCAGGCUGGUUAAGUGGGCCUGGCACGAGGGCAAUCCAACGUCCAAAAAUGCUGCGUACCCGCCUUGCCAAGGUGUACACGUGAGGGGCGUUUGCGUGUACGGGGCGGGCGACCUACAGUGGUUGUUGACGCACCGGCAUCUCUUUGCUAACAAGUUUGACAUAAACACGGAUCCCAUCGCUAUCUACUGUCUGGAAAAGUACCUCCGACAAAAAGUGCUGGACCAGCUAAGGGAAAUGAAUGGCGAGUAUGGGUGGGAACUUCCGGGUACCUCUCAAUAAGAUUUGGAUGCAAGGCUAACAAUUACGAUGGUCUCACGAAAUAGCUAUUAGGGUUGUGACAUUAUAUCGAUAAGGUGACAAAUUCCAUGAUACUUUUUAGCCCAAAAGGUUACCGAUAUACUCCCAUCAGGAAUUGAUAAACAGGUACAUAAACUUCAUAAUGAUAUUGACGGGGCCGAUUAAUAGGGGGCCUAUCUCCGUCGAAGCUGACCGAGUGGAAACACAAAGAGCUUUUUCCGUUGAAAAUUCUUGUGAAUAAAUGUGUAAAUCCCUCAAUUCUUUACAGAUAUGGACGUAAAACAGUCUUGAUUCUUGGUUAAAAGCAAAAAAAAACAAAAAAAAAACGGCCAUUAGCAUUUAGUUUAUGUAUAUAUGUCGAAUGUGCUGCUAACCUUUAAGUUACUGUGGCGCCGCCUUACCACAACAAAGAGCUUUUUAGGUUGAAAUUCUUGUAAAUAAAUGCUUAAAUCACUGAAUUCUCUAUAGAUAUGGACGUAAUAUAGUCUCGAUUCUUGGUUAAGAGAUAAAAAAAAACGGGCAGAUAGCAUUUAUUUUCCGUAAAUAAAUUGAAUGUGAUGCUAGCCUGUUAGCCAAUGUGGCAGCCCCCUUAGUACAACAAAGAGGUUUUUGUGUUGAAAAUUCUUGUAAAUAAUCCUUAAAUCCCUGCAUUCUUUAUAGAUAUGGAUGUAAAACAGUCUCGAUUCUUUGAUAAAAGAGCAAAGAACCGGGCAGUUAGCAUUUAUUUUACGUAAAUAUGUCGAAUGUGCUGCUAGUCUUGAAGCCACUUCAUCGCCAACUUACCACAACUAAGAGCUUUUUAUGUCGAAAUUCUCCUAAAUAAAUGCUUAAAUCUCUGAAUUGUUGAUAUAUAUGGACGUAAUACAGUCUCGAGUCUUGUUUAAGAGCAAAAAAAAAAAAGGGCAGUUAGCAUUUAUUUUACGUAAAUAAGUCAGGUGUGAUGCUAAUCUGUUAGCCAAUGUGGCAGCCCCCUUAGUACAACAAAGAGCUUUUUACGUUGAAAAUUCUUGAGUAUAAAUGCUUAAAUCCCUGAAUUCUUUAGAUAUGUUUGUAAAACAGUCUUGAUUCUUUUGUAAAAGAGCAAAGAACCGGGCAGUUCGCAUUUAUUGUAGGUAAAUAUGUUGAAUGUGCCGCUAGUCUUAAGCCACUGUAUCGCCGCCUUACCACAACUAAGAGCUUUAAAUGUUGAAAUCCUCUUAAAUAAAUGCUUAAAUCGCUGAAUUCUUUAUAGAUAUGGAUGUAAUAGUCUCGAUUCUUGGUUAAGAGCAAAAAAACGGGCAGUUAGCAUUUAUUUUACUUAAAUAAGUCGGAUGUGAUGCUACUCUGUUAGCCAAUGUGGCAGUCCCCUUAGUACAACAAAGAGCUUUUUGCGUUGAAAAUUCUUGAGAAUAAUCCUUAAAUCCCUGAAUUCUUUAUAGAUAUGGCUGUAAAACAGUCUCGAUUCUUUGAUAAAGGAGCAAAGAACCGGGCAGUUAGCAUUUAUUUUACGUAAAUAUAUUGAAUGUGCUGCUAGUCUGUAAGCCACUGUAUCAACGCCUUACCACAACUAGGAGCUUUUUAUAUCCAAAUUCUCAUAAAUAAAUGCUUAAAUCACUGAAUUCUUUAUAGAUAUGGACGUAAUACAGUCUUGAUUCUUGGUUAAGAGAAAAAAAACGGGCACAUAGCAUUUAUUUUCCGUAAAUAAGUUGAAUGUGAUGCUAGUCUGUUAGCCAAUGUGGCAGCCCCCCAGGUACAACAAAGAGCUUUUUGCGUUGAAAAUUCUUGUUAAUAAAUGCUUAAAUCCCUGAAUUCUUUAGAUAUGGACCAGGCAUGAGAAUGGGUCAGUGGUUAAAAAGGUGAGAAGGGUGUGGAGGAAAUAUGUUCCAGUACACUGUACACCCCAACAAAAUAUUGAGCUCUGUCGACCCACACUGUGUUUCAGCAGGGCCGUGCAGAGACCCGUGGAGGGGCGGGUGCUCGUAGAUCAAAAGGAGCACAUGAACAAGUAUUUAAUACACCUUAAAACAACAUAACUUCAAUUUUAACCAGCUUUAGAUAAUAAUUGGCUGCGACUGUGACAUACUUUAAUUGGGAGGGGGCAACAGUGAAUAGAAAUCAAAACUGUCAUCAACACUUUCUGGCUGUGACUCAGUCAGUCUGCCUCUUUUCUUCCUUCAACCUCUGCAUCAAAACUUCCUUCCUCAACUUGUUCAUCUGAGAACAAACCACAUCAGAUGGUCACUGAGCCACCAACAGCACAGUUUUCUUAAAACUAUUAUUUCAUUAUUAUCCAUACUUAACAACUCUAGCACCUAAUGAUUAAUAAAGCAAUGACAUAAAAAUCUUAUAGAAAAAUAACAUUGUAAUUGUGUUUAUAAUUGGAUUUAAUACCCGACUAUCCUUGCAAACUUCUUCUUACCAGGUCUGCUAUUCACCCAGCUGAUGAGGUAUCCACUGCCUUUAGCAGCCUCAUCUAACUCCUUUUUUUAUCCCUCAAUCUCCCUUCCCUACGAUGCAUGUCUAUGUAAUGAAAUAUAAAUAUUUUAAAAAACAGACUCCCCGGUGGCUUUUAGUUUUAAAGCUUUCGUAAUUUCUUUCUCUCUCAAUAACGAUUUGUGUUUUUAUUAUUCAAUCAAAAAACAAAGUUGCUUCAAUCAAAAUACAGUAUAUACUUUUAAUCCCCAAAAAGUCACUUCAAUAAAAAAAAUUGUUUUUGAUUGCAAAAAUAAAUUUGAGACAAAAAAAGCAUUUGAAAACUAUUUUUCUUGAUUGAAACAAAUUUUUCCAUUGAAGUAAUGUUGUUUUGCAUUUGGGCCAUAUUUUGGCUAGGACAUUUGUGUCUUUAUUAUUCAAUCAAAGAAGUUGCUUCAAACAAAAAAAUAUAUAUAAAAAGAAAAACUUUGCACAGGUGUCAAUCACCGUUUACCAAAGCCUGAGAGGGUGAAGCAUUUAAUAAAGCCAAGCAUUUUCUUACUACUUUAUUCUUGUUUAAAACUAAUUCGGUGGGGCAGUAACAUGUUUAAAACUUAUCAUAAUUCUUACAUUUUGAAGUGCUUGAAAACCAUUCAUAAAUGAUACUUUGGUGAAAAAAGUGAAAAAACAUGUCUUAUAUAUAUGUAUCGUUUUUCCAAUGUAAAAUCUGAAUAAAUGCAUUGAACACGCACAAAAAAAAUGUGUGGGGGGGGGCGCUACUUCGCGGUUUUCACUUAUUGCGGCAGGGUCUGGUCCCCAUUAACCGCGAAAAACGAGGGAUCCCUGUAUUUCUGAAAAGCUUUAAGAAGCAGGACUCAUUCCCACCACUCGUCGAGCCGGUGUUGUGCCAACACCGGCCGUCAGCUCAAAUCCAAGCCGAAAAUAACGCGUCGUCUCCCGCGGACGACGGGAGCGAUGUGAGGCGACCCCUCCAUCCGAGAGCAUGCCGCUUAAUUUGACUCAACAGUGUGUUUCUUCGUUUGUAUUACCGCUAAAUACACAAGCUUGACGCCAAUUUAACGGGAGCUAUUUUUUUUCAUGGGAGAUUUGGCUAGCUCUGGCAGUGUUCAAUGCAAGCUGCAACGAAUGGCAGUAACUUUUUUAUAUCGCAAAAUGUGAAAACGAUUGAAACCAUUACUCACCAAAUUCAAUCUGCUGGCAAAUACAGGCAAGUGUGUAUGCUGCGAUCUGGUCUGCCCCGCUCUGGAUAACGCCUGCUUUUUGUUUUCGCAGUUUUGCAAUGCAACCAAAGGCUCUCCAAGCACUCCAUGUACACAUAAAGAGUGCGCGCAAUUGGAAUAAUGGAACGCAGUUUGGGCCGAUGAUUGGUUCUCGUCAACGAAGCAUCUAGAAGGAUUUGCUGACUGUGCUCUUAAGUGCUCAGUUUACGUACUAAGUUAAUCACAUGAUGAUAAUAAUAAUAACAAUUAAAUAAAACCUCCCGACCCCCCCUCCUCCCAAAAAGAAUUUCUCCUCGGAUCUACGCAAUUCACGUAGGUCGCCCUUUUUGACUUCAAAACGGCGAAUUUCGCCGAAAGGUGAGAGAUUUUCAUGCCUGAUGGACGUAAAACAGUCUUGAUUCUUUAGUAACAGAGCAAAGAACCGGGCAGUUAGAAUUUAUUUUACGUAAAUAUCUCGAAUGUGCUGCUAGUCUUUAAGCCACUGUUUCGCCGCCUUACAACACCUCAGAGCUUUUUAUGUUUAAAUUCUCCUAAAUAAAUGCUUAAAUCACUGAAUUCUUUAUAGAUAUGGACGUAAUACAGUCUCGAAUCUUGGUUAAGAGCAAAAAAAAAAAAAAAAACGGGCUGUUAGCAUUUAUUUUACGUAAAUAAGUCGGAUGUGAUGCUAGUCUGUUCGCCAAUGUGGCAGCCCCUUUAGUACAACAAAGAGCUUUUUGCAUUGAAAAUUCUUGAGAGUAUUCCUUAAAUCCCUGAAUUCUUUAUAGAUAUAGAUAAUGCUACUUCCGACAUGUGUGAGUGGCAGGUGACUACGCCAAU
Corythoichthys intestinalis (scribbled pipefish) is the source of this 5826-nucleotide messenger RNA. RefSeq names its product beta-1,3-galactosyl-O-glycosyl-glycoprotein beta-1,6-N-acetylglucosaminyltransferase-like. The record is from RefSeq and is a predicted model, not a curated record. NCBI's taxonomy places the organism in Eukaryota, Metazoa, Chordata, Actinopteri, Syngnathiformes, Syngnathidae. Gene Ontology annotation, molecular function: beta-1,3-galactosyl-O-glycosyl-glycoprotein beta-1,6-N-acetylglucosaminyltransferase activity. Bases 23 to 1360 code for a protein of 445 amino acids. Gene Ontology annotation, cellular component: membrane. The transcript has 5 exons.